This is a messenger RNA of Botrytis fragariae, 408 nucleotides long. RefSeq lists its product as uncharacterized. The record is from RefSeq and is a predicted model, not a curated record. Lineage: Eukaryota; Fungi; Ascomycota; Leotiomycetes; Helotiales; Sclerotiniaceae. The transcript has 3 exons. The coding region runs from base 1 to 408 and encodes 135 amino acids.
AUGAAAAGGCUGGAAAAGUCCGAGAACCAGUGCAUCACAAAAGUCGAAAGUAGUGCUCAUGAGGCGCUCGAAGCUAGACAUGCGAUCGCGCUGGUGGCAGAUCUGGCAAAUGUCGUGAUAAGGAACGGAAGAUUCUCAAAUUUUAUGCAAAGAAGACGGCGGUUGGGACUGGUUCAGCGGCUCGUGUUUCUCAUCGGUAGAUACGGAGAUAAAAUUAGCACUGUAGUAUUUGUCAAUGCCAUGCCAUGCUAUGCCGGCAGUACCAUUGAUCUCCCAUCUGUGCAUAUGUGCCACUGUGUGGUGGUGGUCCUCGAUGGGGUGUUGUUGUGCACUGGUGACUGGUGUUGCCUUCAUAUCCACGAGAUAUUGAUGACCCAAGCUCAAGCUCCAACUUCCAAGCAAGCUUGA